AUGGGACGAGACGAGUUUUCGUGUCUUGUAAUACAGGAGCUAUUUGGCGCUCAAGAUGUUUGGCAGGAACUACAUAUAGCUACCAGUCCAGAUGAAAAAAUCAACCGUGGCACUGCUUUCGCACCUUCACCUCUCAGGAUUCUUGGAGAAAAUCUUAACCUCCCAGUACAUCUCAUUCCCCGGGCAAAACCGGAUUUCAAAAUCUGGGAGCCUCCUCGACCUUUCCUCGAUUCAGUGAAUGAAAUACCCUCACCCGACCGCCUGCUUGUCACAGCAUCCUUCGGACGCAUCGUUCCAUCCAGGAUCCUUAACUUGUUUCAUCCAGACAGGAGAUUGAACGUCCACCCAUCUCUUUUGCCCCACUAUCGAGGUCCCGCACCCAUACAACAUGCCAUUUUGAACGAUGAACACGAAACGGGCGUGUGCGUGAUAGACAUGCUCAAGAAAUCUCAAGGCAUUGAUGCGGGACCAAUUUGGGCCACUAGUCGGAUGAAUGUUCCGCAGGGCGCGAUGUUCUCCUCCAUGCGUGACGAACUUGCGGUCGAAGGGGGAAAGUUGCUGGUUUCGGUAUUGCGGGCUAUGAUAACAGACAAGGCCUCUCGAACGGUUCAAACCGACAUUGUACAAGCGAAAACUGCGCCACUCAUAAAAUUUGCAGCAGGUUUGAUUGACUUUCGUACCAUGACUGCGGAAUCCAUCGUCCGCCGGUACAGAGCAAUAUCUCAUCAGCGGCCUCUCACGUUAAACUUGCCUGGAGCGAAGACGCUCCAAAUACACUCCCCUUCAAUCAUCGGCUCUCCACCUCGCUUUGUGCCUGACGUUCCCGGUCGAGCGUGCUUAUCCAAACCCACUAAUUCACUUCUGAUACGGUGCGCAGCAAAUACAGUGCUGUCCGUUCCGUUUGUUAAACAAGAAGGAAAAGCCCUGGUCGAUGCCAGGGCUUGGUGGAAUGGUGCUGAGAGUCUUGGGAUGGUAACAGACAGACAAGUUGAUUUUACACUGCAGUCAUGA
Marasmius oreades (fairy-ring Marasmius) is the source of this 1011-nucleotide messenger RNA. RefSeq lists its product as uncharacterized. NCBI's taxonomy places the organism in Eukaryota, Fungi, Basidiomycota, Agaricomycetes, Agaricales, Marasmiaceae. The record is from RefSeq and is a predicted model, not a curated record. The transcript is spliced from 7 exons. Gene Ontology annotation, molecular function: methionyl-tRNA formyltransferase activity. The coding region runs from base 1 to 1011 and encodes 336 amino acids. Gene Ontology annotation, biological process: biosynthetic process; conversion of methionyl-tRNA to N-formyl-methionyl-tRNA. Gene Ontology annotation, cellular component: mitochondrion.